Messenger RNA from Perca fluviatilis (European perch), 730 nucleotides. Its product is annotated as transcription factor COE3-like. The transcript has 6 exons. Gene Ontology annotation, molecular function: DNA-binding transcription factor activity, RNA polymerase II-specific; RNA polymerase II cis-regulatory region sequence-specific DNA binding. The record is from RefSeq and is a predicted model, not a curated record. Bases 182 to 730 code for a protein of 182 amino acids. Lineage: Eukaryota; Metazoa; Chordata; Actinopteri; Perciformes; Percidae. Gene Ontology annotation, biological process: regulation of transcription by RNA polymerase II.
AAGGAAAUCUUUCUUUCAGAAUAAAAAGUAAAUUAAAGUAAAAAAAAGAGACACUGUAAAGUUUCUCCGGGUCUUUCCGUGUUUCCUCUGCGGCGGCUGCUUCUUCUUCUUCCUGUGCGCGGCGUUCAUUUCCUGCUGGACGGUCCCUGAUCCCCGAGGUUCCUGCGUUGCCCCGGCGGAGAUGUUCGGGAUCCAGGACGGCGUUCCCCGCGGCGUUACGGCCGGCAUGAAGGAGGAGCCGCUGGCCGUGCGCUCCUGGAUGCACUCGGCCGGCGUGGUGGACGCCAACACGGCCGCUCAGAGCGGGGUGGGGUUAGCGCGAGCUCACUUUGAGAAGCAGCCUCCGUCUAAUCUGAGGAAGUCCAACUUCUUCCACUUCGUGUUGGCGCUGUACGACCGGCAGGGCCAGCCGGUGGAGAUUGAACGUACGGUCUACGUAGACUUCGUGGAGAAAGAGAAGGAGCCGAGUGGAGAGAAAACGAACAACGGGAUUCACUACAAACUGCAGCUGCUCUACAGUAAUGGAGUCAGAACGGAGCAGGAUCUCUACGUUCGGCUCAUCGACUCCAUGACCAAACAGGCCAUCAUCUAUGAAGGUCAGGAUAAGAAUCCAGAGAUGUGCCGAGUUCUGCUGACUCAUGAGAUCAUGUGCAGUCGCUGCUGUGAUAAGAAGAGCUGCGAGAAACAGAAACGAGACGCCGUCAGACCCCCGUCAUCAUCCGACAGGUAG